UGCGGCGGUGGCUGGCAGGGCGAGGUCCGUGCGGCUCCGCGCUCCGCGGCUGCACCGCUCCGAGCGCCUGGCGCGCCCCGCGCCCUCCCUCCCGGGGCCUCUGGGCCGGGGAUGCGUGCGGCGCCCGGGGGCCAUGGUCCGCUUCGGGGACGAGCUAGGCGGCCGCUAUGGGGGCGCCGGCGGCGGGGACCGGGCCCGGGGCGGCGGGGCCGGCGGGGCAGGCGGCCCGGGCCCCGGGGGGCUGCAGCCGGGCCAGCGGGUCCUCUACAAGCAGUCGAUCGCGCAGCGCGCGCGGACCAUGGCGCUGUACAACCCCAUCCCGGUCAAGCAGAACUGCUUCACCGUCAACCGCUCGCUCUUCGUCUUCAGCGAGGACAACGUCGUCCGCAAAUACGCCAAGCGCAUCACCGAGUGGCCUCCGUUUGAGUACAUGAUCCUGGCCACCAUCAUCGCCAACUGUAUCGUGCUGGCGCUGGAGCAGCACCUCCCAGACGGAGACAAGACGCCCAUGUCCGAGCGGCUGGAUGACACGGAGCCCUACUUCAUCGGCAUCUUCUGCUUCGAAGCGGGAAUGAAGAUUAUUGCUCUGGGCUUUGUCCUCCACAAGGGCUCCUACCUGCGCAACGGCUGGAAUGUCAUGGACUUCGUGGUGGUCCUCACGGGGAUCCUCGCCACUGCGGGCACCGACUUCGACCUGCGGACGCUGCGGGCUGUGCGCGUGCUGAGGCCCCUGAAGCUGGUGUCCGGGAUUCCGAGCCUGCAGGUGGUGCUCAAGUCCAUCAUGAAGGCCAUGGCCCCGCUCCUGCAGAUCGGGCUGCUGCUCUUCUUUGCCAUCCUCAUGUUUGCCAUCAUCGGCCUGGAGUUCUACAUGGGCAAAUUCCACAAGGCCUGUUUCCCCAACAGCACAGAUGCAGAGCCAGUGGGUGACUUCCCCUGUGGCAAGGAGGCCCCAGCCCGGCUGUGCGAGGAUGGCACCGAGUGCCGGGAGUACUGGCCGGGACCCAACUUUGGCAUCACCAACUUUGACAACAUCCUGUUUGCCAUCCUGACUGUGUUCCAGUGCAUCACCAUGGAGGGCUGGGCCGACAUUCUCUACAGUACAAACGAUGCAGCCGGUAAUACCUGGAAUUGGCUCUACUUCAUUCCUCUCAUCAUCAUCGGCUCCUUUUUCAUGCUCAACCUGGUGCUGGGCGUGCUCUCGGGAGAGUUCGCCAAGGAGCGCGAGCGGGUGGAGAACCGCCGGGCCUUCCUGAAGCUCCGUCGGCAGCAGCAGAUCGAGCGGGAGCUCAACGGCUACCUGGAGUGGAUCUUCAAGGCGGAGGAAGUCAUGCUGGCCGAGGAGGACAAGAAUGCUGAGGAGAAGUCCCCUCUGGAUGCAGUGUUGAAGCGGGCAGCCACCAAGAAGAGCCGCAGUGACCUGAUCCACGCGGAGGAGGGAGAGGACCGGUUUGCAGAGCUCAGUGCUGUCGGGUCCCCCUUCGCCCGUGCCAGCCUCAAGAGCGGGAAGACGGAGAGCUCAUCCUACUUCCGCAGGAAGGAGAAGAUGCUCCGGUUCUUCAUCCGGCGGGUGGUGAAGGCACAGAGCUUCUACUGGGCAGUGCUGUGUGUGGUGGCCCUGAACACGCUGUGUGUGGCCGUGGUGCACCACAACCAGCCGCGGCGGCUCACCACUGCGCUGUACUUUGCGGAGUUUGUUUUCCUGGGUCUCUUCCUCACAGAGAUGUCCCUGAAGAUGUAUGGCCUGGGGCCCAGAAGCUACUUCCGGUCCUCCUUCAACUGCUUUGACUUCGGGGUCAUCGUGGGGAGCAUCUUUGAAGUGGUCUGGGCUGCCAUCAAGCCGGGAACAUCCUUCGGAAUCAGCGUGCUGCGGGCACUCCGGUUGCUGAGGAUCUUCAAGGUCACAAAGUACUGGAGCUCUUUGCGGAACCUGGUGGUGUCCCUGCUCAACUCCAUGAAGUCCAUCGUCAGCCUGCUCUUCCUGCUCUUCCUGUUCAUCGUGGUCUUCGCCCUGCUGGGCAUGCAGCUGUUCGGGGGGCAGUUCAACUUUCAAGAUGAGACCCCGACAACCAACUUCGACACUUUCCCCGCUGCCAUCCUCACUGUCUUCCAGAUCCUGACCGGAGAGGACUGGAACGCGGUGAUGUAUCACGGGAUCGAGUCACAGGGCGGAGUCAGCAAAGGCAUGUUCUCAUCCUUUUACUUCAUCGUCCUCACGCUGUUCGGGAAUUACACCCUGCUGAACGUCUUCCUGGCCAUCGCCGUGGACAACCUGGCCAACGCUCAGGAGCUGACCAAGGAUGAGGAGGAGAUGGAAGAAGCAGCCAAUCAGAAGCUUGCUCUGCAAAAGGCCAAAGAAGUAGCUGAAGUCAGCCCCAUGUCUGCUGCAAACAUCUCCAUCGCGGCUUUUGUAAAGCACACUCGAGGUGCUGUGUCUCGCGGCUCAUCUGUCUCCAGCGUAAACUCACCCAGGCAGCAGAACUCGGCCAAGGCGCGCUCGGUGUGGGAGCAGAGGGCCAGCCAGCUGCGGCUGCAGAACCUGCGGGCCAGCUGCGAGGCGCUGUACAGCGAGAUGGACCCUGAGGAGCGGCUGCGCUACGCCACCACGCGCCACCUGCGGCCCGACAUGAAGACGCACUUGGACCGGCCGCUCGUUGUGGAGCCGGGCCGGGAAGGUCCGCAGGGGCCCGCGGGGGCCAAGGCGCGGCCCGAGGGCACGGAGGCUGCCGAAGCUGCGGACCAGCCGCGCAGGCACCACCGGCACCGCGACAAGGACAAGGCCGCGGCCACGGCGGCCCAGCAGGACCCAGCGGACGCCCCUAAGGAGGAGGGUGGGGAGUCAGGUGCGCGGGAGGAGCGGGUGCGGACGCGCCGCAGCUGCAGCAAGGAGGCCCGGAGUGAGCGUGGCCACGGCGCGGGGCCCAACGGCGGCCGGCGGCACCACCGGCGCGGCUCCCCGGAGGAGGUGGCCGAGCGCGAGCCCCGGCGCCACCGCGCACACCGGCACGCGCCCGACCCCGGCAAGGAGGCUGCCGCGCCCGGGGCCAAGAGUGAACGGCGCACCCGGCACCGCGGAGGCCCCCGGACGACGGAGAGCGCGGAGGAGCCUGCGCGGCGGCACCGGGCGCGCCACAAGACGCUGCCCGCCCUCGAGGAUGCAGAGAAGGAAGGUGACACGGAGGACAGGGACAAGGAGCUGCGGAACCACCAGCCCAAGGAGCCGCACUGUGGCCUGGAGGCCAGUGGGAUGAUGGGUGUGGGCCCUGUGCACACCCUGCCCAGCACCUGUCUGCAGAAGGUGGAAGAACAGCCGGAGGAUGCAGAUAAUCAGCGGAAUGUCACUCGGAUGGGCAGCCAGCCCUCAGAGCUGAGCACCACUGUGCACAUCCCAGUGACGCUGACCGGCCCUCCUGAGGAGACCACGGUUGUUCCCAGUGGUCAUGUGGACCUGGAAAGCCAAGCAGACGGGAAGAAGGAGGCAGAAGCUGAUGAUGGGAUGAGAAGCGGACCCCGACCCAUUGUCCCAUAUAGCUCCAUGUUCUGUUUGAGCCCCACCAACCUGCUCCGUCGCCUCUGCCACUCCAUCGUGACCAUGCGGUACUUUGAGAUGGUCAUCCUUGUGGUCAUUGCGUUGAGCAGCAUCGCCCUGGCUGCCGAGGAUCCUGUGCGGACAGACUCGCCCAGGAACAACGCUCUGAAAUACAUGGACUACAUUUUCACAGGCGUCUUUACGUUUGAAAUGGUGAUAAAGAUGAUCGAUCUGGGAUUGCUGCUGCACCCUGGGGCCUACUUCCGUGACCUGUGGAACAUUCUGGACUUCAUUGUGGUCAGUGGAGCCCUGGUGGCAUUUGCCUUCUCGAGCUUCAUGGGAGGGUCCAAAGGAAAGGAUAUCAACACCAUCAAGUCCCUGCGCGUCCUACGAGUCCUGCGGCCCCUGAAGACCAUCAAGCGACUGCCCAAGCUCAAGGCCGUGUUUGAUUGUGUGGUGAACUCCCUGAGGAACGUCCUCAACAUCCUGAUAGUCUACGUGCUCUUCAUGUUCAUAUUCGCCGUCAUUGCGGUGCAGCUCUUCAAAGGGAAGUUCUUCUACUGCACUGACGAGUCCAAGGAGCUGGAGAGGGACUGCAGGGGCCAGUACUUGGAUUAUGAGAAGGAGGACGUGGAAGCUCAGCCACGACAGUGGAAGAAGUACGACUUUCACUAUGACAACGUGCUCUGGGCUCUGCUGACACUGUUCACGGUGUCCACAGGAGAAGGGUGGCCCAUGGUGCUGAAACACUCCGUGGACGCCACGCAUGAGGAGCAGGGCCCGAGCCCUGGGUACCGCAUGGAGCUGUCCAUUUUCUAUGUGGUCUACUUCGUGGUCUUCCCCUUCUUCUUCGUCAACAUCUUCGUGGCCCUGAUCAUCAUCACCUUCCAGGAGCAGGGGGACAAGGCGAUGUCCGAAUGCAGCCUGGAGAAGAACGAGAGGGCCUGCAUUGACUUCGCCAUCAGUGCCAAGCCCCUGACGCGGUACAUGCCCCAGAACAAGCAGUCAUUCCAGUACAGGACAUGGACAUUCGUGGUCUCGCCGCCCUUUGAGUACUCCAUCAUGGCCAUGAUAGCCCUCAACACGGUGGUGCUUAUGAUGAAGUUCUAUGAUGCGCCGUAUGAGUACGAGCUGAUGCUGAAGUGCCUGAACAUCGUGUUCACAUCCGUGUUCUCCAUGGAGUGCGUGCUGAAGAUCAUCGCCUUUGGGGUGCUGAACUAUUUCAGAGAUGCCUGGAAUGUCUUCGACUUUGUCACUGUGUUGGGAAGUAUUACUGAUAUUUUAGUAACAGAGAUUGCGGAAACGAACAACUUCAUCAACCUCAGCUUUCUCCGCCUGUUCCGUGCCGCUCGGCUCAUCAAGCUGCUUCGUCAGGGCUAUACCAUCCGCAUCCUGCUGUGGACCUUCGUCCAGUCCUUCAAGGCCCUGCCCUACGUGUGCUUGCUCAUUGCCAUGCUGUUCUUCAUCUAUGCCAUCAUCGGCAUGCAGGUUUUUGGGAACAUUGCUUUGGACGAUGAUACCAGCAUCAACCGGCACAACAACUUCCGGACAUUUCUACAAGCCUUGAUGCUGCUGUUCAGGAGUGCCACGGGGGAGGCCUGGCAUGAGAUCAUGCUGUCUUGUCUCGGUCACCGGGCCUGCGACGAGCCUGCCGGUGCCAGCGAGUGUGGGAGCGACUUCGCCUACUUCUACUUCGUCUCCUUCAUCUUCCUGUGCUCCUUCCUGAUGUUGAACCUCUUUGUGGCUGUGAUCAUGGACAAUUUUGAGUACCUUACACGGGACUCUUCCAUCUUAGGGCCUCACCACCUCGACGAGUUCAUCCGGGUCUGGGCCGAGUACGACCCGGCUGCGUGUGGGCGCAUCGGUUACAGUGACAUGUUUGAGAUGCUGAAGCACAUGUCCCCACCCUUGGGGCUGGGGAAGAAAUGCCCUGCUCGUGUCGCCUACAAGCGCCUGGUUCGAAUGAACAUGCCCAUCUCCAAUGAAGACAUGACUGUCCACUUCACGUCCACGCUGAUGGCCCUCAUCCGGACUGCACUGGAGAUCAAAUUGGCUCCAGGUGAGCAGGCAGUCUCAAGGGAGGGCACCAGGCCAGGGCCGUCAGACCAUCCUCGAGGGACACCCGCAGGCAGGUGUUCAGGGAGCGGGUGAGGGGGCCGGUCUGGAGGGGACUGAGGAUGGCUGCCCGGGGCACCUCUGUUGGGCGCUGAACUUGUCCUCUGAUAACCAUCGUUCAUGUUAGCACUAUGAUGAUCUCGUUUUUAUGGAAGGAAAUUGAGGU
This is a messenger RNA of Manis javanica (Malayan pangolin), 5807 nucleotides long. The record is from RefSeq and is a predicted model, not a curated record. Lineage: Eukaryota; Metazoa; Chordata; Mammalia; Pholidota; Manidae.